Molecule: messenger RNA, 828 nt
Organism: Penicillium odoratum
Lineage: Eukaryota; Fungi; Ascomycota; Eurotiomycetes; Eurotiales; Aspergillaceae
Product: phytanoyl-CoA dioxygenase family protein
Exons: 3
Coding region: 1-828 (275 amino acids)
Source: RefSeq, a predicted model, not a curated record
AUGGAGAAUUCUUAUUAUACUUUGACACCCUCCCAGCUCCAGAGCUUCCAGGAGAAUGGAUACCUGCUGGUUCGUGGCUUCUUUUCCGAAUCAGAGGCCAAGACACUUCAACAAUGGGCCCAAGAAGUCCAUGAUUUGCCCCGAACUCCAGAUGUCCCAUGGAUGCCUUACGAGGAGGUAAAUGGCAAGGGUGACCGUGUGUUGUGUCGCACAGAGAAUUUUGCAAACACCCAUGCAGGCUUCGACAGCUUCCUGCGCGGCGAACGGGCGAUCACCAUGUUGCAGCAGCUAGCAGGCGAAGAAAUGCUUCUUUUCAAGGAGAAGAUCAACUACAAGCUUGCUGGAAGUGGCGGCUUUGAUCCUCACAUUGACGCCAACGCCUAUACGCACGUCAAAAACAUCAAACAUCUGACCAUUCUGGCGGCUGUUGAUGAGAUGACAUCUGAAAAUGGAGGUCUGGAAGUUGUCAGUGGCAGCCACCAAAUGCAGAUCCCUCUCGGGAGCGAUCGCUGCAUUGAACCUGCGUGGGUGGACAGCCACCCCUGGGCUUCCUGUGACUUGCAGCCUGGUGACAUUCUGGUGUUCGGCUCCUACUUGGCCCACCGCAGUGGUGCCAACACCAGUACCAAGGACCGGCGGGCCAUCUACGCAACUUACAACUGUGCCGCCGAGGGGAACCUUCACGAUCAAUACUAUGCUGAUAGACGGAAUCUCUGGCCGGCAACACAUAUGCGGAAAGAGGGUAUGUCGUAUGAAGAGGGCCGCGCUCGCUAUGCUUUUGGAUCACCCAUGUUGACGGUGGAUUCAAACGCUGUCUCUGCAGCUUGA